CUAAACCUAACUGCUUUUUAAUCAAUUGUAAUCAAAACACACACUUUUUACGUUAAGAUUUAAACAUGUCGUACCCAAUUAAAUAUUUGUCACUACAAAAAGCUGAGCUUGAAUAUGAGGUGAUCCUUAGAGGUGGUUCAACUGGUUCGGUGCAGGACCUCCGAAGCCAGAUAGUAAAAUUGGCCAUACCUCCUGAGGACAUUUUGGAAUCACAUUUAGAGCCUGCGGUUGACCUUGAUGCUGUUAAAGACAGUCUAACAAAAUCCCAAACGAUGCUAGCAUCCCUCAAAUCUAAAUUUGAUAAGACCCUGUUCUUGCGUACCGAAAAUCUACUACACCACAUAUAUCACAGAUUAAGGCGUAUCUCCAACGUUAGUGCCACGUUAGUUGACCAGCACAAAAAUUAUUGCACUACCUUUAACAACCAAUACAAAGAAAUUACGACGUUGAGGCCGGCAUCAACCUCAAAUGCAAAUGCAGUCUCAGUUUUGGAACCUGAAGCUACGGCGGUACUCCACUGUGAUCGUAACCUGACUUCUGACUUGGCAAAACUAAAGUACUCUGGAAAAGCCUGCGUUUUUUCUUUCAUUCAAAGAGUUGAAGAAUUCGUAGAGGUUAGGAAUAUAUCAAAGGAUCGUGUAUUGAAGUUUGCCUACGAGAUUUUCACUGAUGACGCAUUACAUUGGUUCCGUUGCAAUAAAGAAAGUUUUCAAAGCUGGGACGAUGUCGUCGUCCUAUUAAAAAAAGACUUUAGUCCAAAGAAUUACGACUAUCGCCUGACUAAUGAAAUAAAAUAUCGUACGCAAGGGGAACAAGAAAACAUUUCUAUUUACUUGUCUAUUAUGCAUGGCAUGUUUUCGCGAUUGGUUAAACCGUUGUCUGAGGAAGAAAAACUCGAAAUUAUCUUACAUAACAUCCGGCCAUGUUAUGCCAGCACCCUAGCCGCUUCACCUGAGAUCAAGGACCUAAAGACAUUAAAAACCCUUUGCACAAACUAUGAGGACAUUCAGUCACGCUUAUCCUUGUUUCAUGAACCGCCUAGGGUGACUUCUGAGACUCUAGCCCCAGAAUUUGCCUACACUAAAUAUCAUAAAAAUAAUAUCUACUACACAAAUAAAAACUACCAAAAUACAAAUUCAAAUGAAAAACAGAAAAACUACUAUAAUCAAAACAAAUAUCCUAACUACUCGAGCUCUUACAACUACAACAAAUCUAAAACUACAGAGGAAAAGCCUACUACUACUAAUGCUGUACAAGCGACAGCAAACAGUACAAAAAAUGUCAACACUGCUAGUAACUCGCGUAAGUACUGUCCUAGGUGUCGCACUGAUACACACUCUUUGAAAGAAUGCAAACAGCCACACUUCCCUAUCUGUUUUAAAUGUGGUAAUAAAGGUGUACGCUAUCCUGAUUGUAAAUCCUGUAAUCCUAAAGAUGCAAAAAACUAAAUUCAGUGGAUUGUAGUGUACAUAAUCUUUCUAAAAAAUCUAGUGAAAACUUUAGUGAUUCAGAGUGGAAAUCUUGGCUCAACUUCAUAUCUAAAUUUUUCACUUGCUAUUCAGUCACUGCAAUCCACGAUUCAGAUAAUAUACAUAACAGACCGUAUGUCUCAGUUCAGAUUAAUGGUAAAACUAUCCAUGGUUUGUUAGAUACGGGUAGUGGUUAUACAAUUCUAGGUAAUAACUAUCAUAAAGUUUUCUUGGAUGCGGGUUUCAAGCUCAACAGUACGGAUACGAUAAAUUUAUUCGCAGCUGGCAGGCAUAGACUAAACAAUAUUGGUAUGAUCAAUCUGCCUGUCUCGUUCUUAGAUCAAACCCACAUCUUGAAGGCCUACGUCGUACCAGAAGUCGAAAACUCCUUGAUAUUAGGCAUGGACUUCUGGAGAAUUUUCGAAUUGUUUCCUAAAAAACUAGAUUCCGUAAUUUUACCUAGGGAUGUUGAUAAAUUAGCCUCUCUAUCACUAGACCCUCAACCUACACACUUAUGUGACUAUGAUCAUCUUUCGCCUGAGCAAAAAGUUACGGCUGAUCAUAUCACUGCGCAGUUUCGUA
This is a messenger RNA of Cydia splendana, 2051 nucleotides long. RefSeq lists its product as uncharacterized. The transcript has a single exon. The coding region runs from base 66 to 1448 and encodes 460 amino acids. Lineage: Eukaryota; Metazoa; Arthropoda; Insecta; Lepidoptera; Tortricidae. The record is from RefSeq and is a predicted model, not a curated record.